Eremomyces bilateralis CBS 781.70 is the source of this 1830-nucleotide messenger RNA. RefSeq names its product S-adenosyl-L-methionine-dependent methyltransferase. Lineage: Eukaryota; Fungi; Ascomycota; Dothideomycetes; Eremomycetales; Eremomycetaceae. The record is from RefSeq and is a predicted model, not a curated record. Gene Ontology annotation, molecular function: O-methyltransferase activity. The transcript has 4 exons. The coding region runs from base 422 to 1669 and encodes 415 amino acids.
CCUCAAACUGUGAACGGCCAGUCGCUUUACGGUAUAUUGAUCAACUAAUUCCCACCCACCUGGUUCGAUAUGCAACGGCUCAGGUCAGCCCAGUAACCGAAGCCGCUUAUGCAUGAUCCUAGACACCGGAAUCGCACAACUCUAUCCGCGGCCUUCGAAUGGUGUAUAAAUCCGACCGCUUACAGCUCUUAGACCGUUCCGUCCACACAUACGUACUAGAACGUGCAGAUAUGCCAGCGGUAGCCUAUCGGUAUCACAAUUAACUGCAUCAUCAACGUGUCCGACUGGAGGGGAACGGUGGGGUGAUGAAAAUAGAUAGGUACUUCACGUCCCAGCUCGUUCAUCCACUUCCUUAUCAGUCUUCCUUAUUUUCUCCAAUUCCCAGUCAUCAAUUGAAUCCUUUCUCGUGUCGAUUUCCGUAAUGGCCCCCCUUCAAAAUCUUGAACAGCUAGCGGACGAGAUCCAAGGCCUGGCGAAGACGGUCUCCGCAUUCCUAGGCACGACGAACGGAUCAAUUCCGAACUUCGAUGCGGCGGCGCCGGAUGUACAGGCAGCGCGGCAGAAGCUUCGCGAUGUGUCGAAGGCCAUCUACGACAUCACGACUGGCCCGAGAGAGCGCCUGAUCAACCUGACCACAGGCUCUACCGUCCUUUCCGCGUCCCUGCGCUGGAUUUACCAGUUUCGCAUCGCGCAAUCCGUCCCACUGGAUGCCCCCAUCACAUUCACCGCGCUCGCUACCGCUGCUGGCGUCGAUGAGUCCCAGCUCAAGCGCGUGCUGCGCUAUGCCAUAACCCACGGCAUCUUCACCGAGCCCACUGUUGGCAGCGUGGCACACACGUCCGAGUCCAAGCUCCUUGGCAACGACCCGUUUAUGCAGAAUUACAUCGGCCAUUACUCUGAGCACUCGUUCCACAUCGUCUCUAAGAUGCCGGAGGCGACGGCGAAGUGGGGCGCGAGUCCGGAGACCACGGAGACCGGGUUUAACGUCGCGUUCGAUACGGAGAUGCCCAUGUUCAAGUACAUGCAAAACCAUCCCGCGAAGGCGAAGCGGUUCGCGGGGUUGAUGCAAGGGAUGGCGAGUAGUCCGAGGUAUCAUCUGCGCCAUUUGGUGGAAGGUUAUGAUUGGGCAGCGCUAGGCAAUGGGAAAGUCGUGGACAUCGGCGGCUCUGCCGGCCACGCAUCCAUCGCUCUUGCGAAUGCCUAUCCCUCCCUCACCUUCGUGGUCGAAGAUCUCCCGCACGUAGUCGCGCAGGGUGCGGAAGCGCUCCCCGAGCCGCUCAAAUCCCGGAUCUCGUUCCUACCGUUGGACUUCUUCACCCCUCAGCCGGUCAAGGACGCGGAUGUGUACAUCUUACGCCAAAUCUGCCAUGACUGGUCCGAUAAGUACGCGGUGAAGAUCCUCGAGAAUCUGCUGCCGGCGAUGAAGAAGGGGGCGAAGCUGGUCAUCAUGGAUGGAUUGAUCCCACCUCCGAAUGCUAUUCCGAAGUUGGACGAGGCACAGGUCAGAAUGGUCGACUUGGUGAUGAUGACCCACUUCAAUGGUAAGGAGCGGGAUCUAGAAGAUUGGAAAGGCUUGUUUGCGCAGGCCAGUCCGAAGUUGAAGCUGUUGAACACCAAGACGCCGGCCGGAAGCGUGUACUCCAUUCUGGAACUGGAAAUGGAAGAAUGAACAAUCGCUGUUUUUAUUCGACAAUGAAAUGAAGUCUUCUGGUGUUCUAUAAUACGCUCCCUACCCCAACCGAAUCCUGUUUGUCCGUCUCUUAAUAUUGUCACCACCCAUAGAUAGCAAUACCAGCCCAAUGGUGUAACGUUGCGUGACAAGAAACGCCA